UGUAGGCUUGAACAUUCUUUGCUGAGUCUCUGAUAGAAAAUGAAGAUUGCUGAGUUGGUAACUGACUCAGCCAUGACCAAAAAUUGGAGCAGAGACUUUGUAGACUAUUAUAAUUCAGGAUUUAACAGUGAUGACUUCUGCCUUAUGGAAAAGCUGCCAUUUGCUUCUAUCUUUAUCUCUGUCAUCUACUUCAUGAUUUUCUUCAUUGGCUUCUUUGGGAAUUUCUUUGUGGUCCUGGUGAUGGUGCAAAAACGAGGCAACCAGAGGCUUGUGGACAACUUCAUCCUCAACCUGGCCAUUGCUGACCUUGUCUUUGUGUGUACUUUGCCCUUCUGGGCUUUGUCAGAAGCAUUUGGUACCUGGUGGUUUGGUGAAGAGCUGUGCAAAUUUAGCAGCUAUGCCAUUUCUGUGAACCGUUGCUCAAGCAUCUUGUUCCUGACAGGCAUGAGUGUGGAACGCUUCCUUGUGAUGAAUAAGCACUGGGAUUCCAGGUCCUUCGGGACCAAGAGAAAUACCAACAUGACCUGCAGUUGCAUCUGGGUGCUUUCCCUUCUAUUAGGAAUGCCAUCUUUGGUCUACAGAAAGCUGAUCCUUGUGGGAGACAAGUUUUCAUGCCAGGAUGAGGAGCCUUCUGUCAUCUAUACGUUCGCUGUACCUUUUUUGACUUUCCUGCUAUCCUUGGGAGUAAUCUUGUUCUGCUACUGCUCAAUCUUCUCCAUGCUCCGGGGUCAUGUCAACUUAGGCAGGAGAAGAAACCAUGCCCUUAAAAUCAUCUUUGUCAUCAUUGGGGCAUUCAUCUGCUGUUGGUUGCCCUUCAAUAUCUUCACAGCUUUCAUCACUUACAGUAUGGUACAGAACGUCAACCUUUCUUGUGAGGCAUUGAAAUCUCUUAGGAGGGGACUUACUAUCAGCGCUUGCCUGGCUUUCACAAACAGCUGCAUUAAUCCCAUCAUCUAUGUCUUUAUGGAUCAGCAAUUCCGGCAGAAGGUACUGAAGAAUUUCCUAGGUCUUUGUCACCCAAGGGAAAAUGCGCAAAGCUCAGCCAUGUCCUUUUCAUCUACAGAGUCAAGUCUUCUGUUUGCCAGCAGAAAGAAGUGCAUACCAGCCACAACUGUUAGCAGUGGGGCAGGUUUUUGUGCCUCUAAGAGAGAGAUAUAGUUGGUAUUGUUCAGAGCAUAUAGCAGAAUUGUUGAGCCAUGUUAGUUAUGGAAGAGAGAGGAGGGAGGUGGCUUAGAGGCUUAGUUUUCUUGCCUAAGGAAAAUGGAUGUUUUUAAAAUUUCUGAUAAGCUUUUGUUUUUUAAAUUUCUGAUUUUUGCUAUAAUAUCAAAGGAAUGUUUUUUAAGGAUGUGUUACAUGUACUCCAUAAAUUUAUAAAAUAAAAUCCUGUGUAUAUAAAUUGUCCAUUGAUCUGUAGGAUAAAAAUGCAGAUUUAACGCUUGCACAGAUUUAUAAGAACUUCUUCAACUGCUAAAAGAUAUUUCAUAUAUGAAUAGAGUGACUUGCAAUAGUAAUUAUAUACACUGCUAGAAAGUAGAUGACUUGGCUGUAUGUGUAGUUAUAAGCCUACCUGCCUGCCUUAGCUCUUUAUUUAGAUUCUUUGUAGCUUUUGCAAUUUGAUUAUUGAUUGCUGAUUGAAAAUGUGUUUAAAUUAGUAUAAAAAGAAAAUGAUAGGUGAGAAUGUAUUUUGAUAGCAAGUAUUCUUUAAGACAACGUGCCAAGCAAAUGAAACUACCACACCUCAUAAU
This is a messenger RNA of Python bivittatus (Burmese python), 1745 nucleotides long. It is a transcript of the gene GPR25, whose product is annotated as G protein-coupled receptor 25. Gene Ontology annotation, molecular function: C-C chemokine binding; C-C chemokine receptor activity. The record is from RefSeq and is a predicted model, not a curated record. Gene Ontology annotation, cellular component: external side of plasma membrane; membrane. NCBI's taxonomy places the organism in Eukaryota, Metazoa, Chordata, Lepidosauria, Squamata, Pythonidae. Gene Ontology annotation, biological process: G protein-coupled receptor signaling pathway; cell chemotaxis; calcium-mediated signaling.